CUAUACAAAUCCAUGGCACGUCAUUGACAGCUCAUUUAAUUCACUUUUGCGUGGACCUGUACCACUGACGUCUGCUGGCGUCUUAGUCGUGUACACGUGCGCAGGUGGUCAAUUAAUAAUGAUUCGGUCAUGAGAGAGGAGUUUAGGAUUUAAACGCUCGUUUCGCUCGGAGAUUUGGGGCUGCGGAGCAAAUUGUGUACAGAGCAACGGUUGACAUCGGGAUUGCUGUCAUGGAGGUAGGUGAAGCACCGUGCGACAACGACCGGGAGACGAUGGACGACGAGCGGCGACGACGACGACGACACUCGCGGGCGGCGCUCUGCGAGAGCGACGAGGUCGAGAACUCGGACGAGAGUAGCGAGAGCAGACCGUCCGGAGAGAGGUGGGCCCCGGUCGGCGCGAACGACGGCGACGAGUUCGCGGAUGAAUACAAAUAUGUCAACGGCAGCAUGGAGAACCUCGCAUACGACAUGGAGAGAGUAAAGAUGCUGGAGGAAGAACAGGAGAUGCUGAACUCGUCUCUGAUAGCGUUAACUACCCACUUUGCUCAGGUCCAGUUCCGUCUCCGACAGAUCGUGGACGCGCCAGCCAGCGAGAAGGAGACGCUGCUCAAGGAGCUGGAGGAAUUCGCGUUUAGGGGAAUACCGGAUGUGCCGAAUAACUUAUUGUUAGAGAGCAGAUCUGUCACGCCGAUCUCCCCUGUAUCCUGUGGUCGAAGCGUGACUGGUGUGAUUACUGACGCGGAGGUCGAAUCCAAAAUGGCAUUGCAACGAACGAAGCAGAGAGAACUGAUAAGCCAGUUGAAGUCUCAGUUGGAGGAUCUGGAGAAGUACGCCUACGAGACUGGCGAUGCCGAUCUACCGCAAAGCGUCAUCCUGGAGAGGCAAAAUAUCAUAAUCAGUCAUCUAAAGGAAAAAUUGAACUUCAAUGUCGAUGAUCUAUGCAAACUACCGGCGGAUGAUCUCAGGUGGCAAGUCGAUUACGCCAUAAGUCAAAUUGUCAGUCCGUUAAAAAUGAAGGAGCAGCUGGUCUCUCAGUUGAAGACGCAGAUCACCGACUUGGAGCGUUUCAUAAACUACCUUCAGGGAGAAGUUAGCACCGAAACUUUAGCCUGCACGUGCGCGUGUCCAGUACACGCUGGUGGUUCCGGUGCCUCAUCAGCUUCCUACGGCUCCAAGCGGCGUUUCGAACGUGGAAGAUCUGUCAAGGAAGAAGCGGGUGCGGCUAAUCAAACCAAAACUCUAAACACCGUACGCAAGGUGGUCGGACUUCUGCACAUGUUCCUGAUAUCGCAGCUGGGUUGUGGCAGCGAACGGGUACGCCGGAACUUCGGCGGUAACAGCAGGAACCCGGCGCACAAUUGGCGCGACCUGCGCACCAGAUUGGACAUCGCUGUGGAGCACGUGCUGGAGACGAUCGCGGAGACGUCGCAGCGACAACAACAGCUGCAACGUCAUCCCGACGACGAGGACGAUAUCGACGACACCGACGACAACGACAACGAUUACACGUCCGACUCGGACUCGUCGUCUCACGCGAACGCGAAGAUCACGUCCGCCGUGAGGAAACACCUCACCACCUCGGUCAGGGAUCUCGUGCAGCAUGGCCUGACCGUGGACGUGAUGCGUUCCGGGUCCAGCGUAGUGCCAUUCGGCAGCUGCUUCCCGCAACGAGACGUCACAUCGGCGAACUUCAUGCACGCCUGGGAGUUGAUACUGAAGUACUAUGAGAUAAAAAACGGACGUCGUUACAAUUCUAGUCCCGCGCAGAAGUUGUCGCAGAGCUUCAAUCUGGACCUCGCGGCUGGGAGAAUAGCUUCCUCGAAGCAGAGCUUACUGACGACUAUAGGUAAUAUCAUCGCUUCUCAUAGUCCUUACAAGAGAAGUUACGACUCGCACUUUAAGGCGUUUGUAUGCGCAGCUUUGAACGCGAAUAAACUCGUGAUAUGGCUGAAGUUAAUCCUGCAAUGCCAGUGUCUUCUGGAAAAUUAUUAUCUCUCGUGGAGUUACGUUGUAAAGACAGGUUUCCAAGAUGCGUUUCACACCUUGGAUCGCCUUACCAGUUACAAGUUCGAUCUGCCGGUGGACUUAGCCGUACGACAGUUUCAAAAUAUCAAAGACGCGUUUUGAUUGUACAAUUUUAUCGUUAUCGUUUCGUGUAAAUGACAAAUGUAGGAUGUAGAACGUAUAUGUACUUUCAGUACUUUCUGUAACACAAGCCAUAAUACUGUACAAGUGAACGAUAACGGUAUGUAAGCCGAGUUACUAGAAAUAAAACACUUGUGUGAAUAGCUCUCUUGGAUUUAGAAAAGUGCAAAGAGAUAUGAUAGAACGCGAUUAAAUGAUGCCAGAGGACUGGUAUUUGAACGUAAUUCUUUCAGAAUUAUUGAUCAUUAAUAUCUUCUUUAAUGAAAUAUUUCUACGCAUAAAAAUAAUGUUUA
This is a messenger RNA of Mycetomoellerius zeteki, 2440 nucleotides long. Its product is annotated as RUN domain-containing protein 1. The transcript is spliced from 10 exons. The coding region runs from base 231 to 2129 and encodes 632 amino acids. The record is from RefSeq and is a predicted model, not a curated record. NCBI's taxonomy places the organism in Eukaryota, Metazoa, Arthropoda, Insecta, Hymenoptera, Formicidae.